Messenger RNA from Panonychus citri (citrus red mite), 1890 nucleotides. RefSeq lists its product as uncharacterized. The transcript has 2 exons. The record is from RefSeq and is a predicted model, not a curated record. Lineage: Eukaryota; Metazoa; Arthropoda; Arachnida; Trombidiformes; Tetranychidae. The coding region runs from base 290 to 1555 and encodes 421 amino acids.
UUUUAAAUUUGUGCUUCUAAAAGUUUCAUUAAAUUCAUUGUUUCGGUUUAUCGGUUCAGUUAAUUUUCAUCAUCUGUGAUUUAUUUCUAUCUUUUAAUCAAUGUUUAACUGUUACACUUGUGUUGACACUUGACGGAAAACCAAAGUGACCUAUUAACUGUCCUUAUAAAUAUAAUUUGUUGUUUGAUCAUCCAACUAGUAUGAUCUUAGUUGUUAACCCUCUUGGUUUUUGGUCAUUUUAUUUUUCUAUCCUUUUGUUUUUUAUAUAAAACAACUAAAAAUUUGAUUGAUGAUGAAGCUUGAUUUGGAUAAACCAUUUUUUGAUAAUCUAAAGGAAGGUGUUGAUUAUAUAGAAACAACUGUUCGAUCAUUGAAACAAGAAUCAGAGAAUGGAUUUCCAUCUUUAAAUGAACCGUUAAGUGACCAAGAGAUUGUUAGAAUAAACCAAUUUGAUGAUUCGGUUAAAGAAACGUUUGCUGAUGUGUCUACCCUAUUUAAUCUAUUGAUGAAACAUCCUUUCAAUUUGGAUGAUUUAGAUAAAAACAUUGAACAAUUGAAAAACAAGCUGAUUCAAUAUGAAAAUAAUUCUGGUUUCAAAGAAUUUGGUUACAAACCUUUUGUUUAUACUACACCCGAUAAAAAGAAACCCUCACCUUCACCAGUGGUUAAUGGUAAUAGUAAUGGUGAUAAUCAAGAUGAAACAAUUAAGCCAACCCUUGCCAAUUUAUUAAAAGACAAAGAGGUUGAUAAAUCUAAAUUGUUAAGGUCAACUUUUAAAGUUACUGGCCGUAAAAAUAUUGAUAAUAAACGGAAAAGUAUCAUUGAAGCAGCUAAAAUCCCGACCGCCCACAUGAAUUUACCAUCAAAUGUGUCAUCUCAUGAUGGGAAAAGAUAUCCAGUGAUGCCUUCUUCAUUUCUUGCCUCACCUAACGAUAAAGACGAUUCUCAAGAUGGUGUUUCUAUUAAAUAUAUUACUGGUUGUAAAUUAUCAUCAACAGGAAUUGGAGAUUCAACAAACAAUAGCUUCACAAAUAAUAGUAGUAUGACCGAUUCAACAAUUUCAAAUAAUAAGUAUGAUGCUUCUGAGGUUUUAGUUGAAUUUACUCCUGGUUUAAUGACAACUCGACCUAAGGUUAAAUCAAGACUUAAUGGAGCCAAUUUAAGGCCACCAUUAGAUUAUCGACCUGGAAAAUUUGGCAAUUUACGUAGUAGUAGUGAAGAUUCAAGAAGUGAUUCAAAUACAACACCAAACAAUCAUAAUAAUAGAACUUUCUUGAAAAAAGCUCGAACUCCUGAAUCUCCUGGUUUCCCCUGGUCUGCUGCAGCAAAUAAAAUCAAAAAUAGUAACAACACCUACCGAAUUAGUCCCGAACCUAGGGCAAACCUACGUUCUUUCGAGAAAUUAACGCCAGAAGAGCCUAAAUCACCUUCAGAAAUUAUAGCAAUUAAAAAACCGAUAACAGGAACACCCGAGAUGCCUUCAUGUAAUAUUGAUACAGCUUUACACCAACGAUUACUUGCUAAAGCCAAAACUCUACGUGAUAAUGUAUUUUAGUAGAAACACAAAAAAAAACAUUAUUUUAAUUACCACCAACUCCAUGAGAUUUUAUCUUCCAUCAUCAUCAUCAUCAUCAUCAUCAUCAUGCAUCCUCUUCAUAUCUACAAAAACAAGAAAAACAAAUUGAAUGAGAAUUUAAAUUUUCAUCACCAAAGAUUUAUAUUAUUUCAAACUACAAUCUCUUGUAUCUCUCUCUCACUCACUCUCUCUUUCUCUGUCUCUCUCUUAUAUUACCCUUGAGAUUAUGAAAACUGAUCCAUUGUUCAUAAAUUCAUACAAUUUACCAAUCAUUUUUAAUGAUAAUUAAAUGUUGAAAAUUGUUAAAAUCUAAA